Molecule: messenger RNA, 1839 nt
Organism: Cantharellus anzutake
Lineage: Eukaryota; Fungi; Basidiomycota; Agaricomycetes; Cantharellales; Hydnaceae
Product: t-complex protein 1
Exons: 11
Coding region: 57-1652 (531 amino acids)
Biological process (GO): protein folding
Cellular component (GO): chaperonin-containing T-complex
Molecular function (GO): ATP-dependent protein folding chaperone; ATP binding; ATP hydrolysis activity
Source: RefSeq, a predicted model, not a curated record
GCUGUCCGAACCGAUUUGUUAUAUUUGUUUAUAUCUAAUAUUGGUCUUGCUGUGGGAUGUCUCUCUCAUCGAAAGUCUCAUCUAAUGGCUCGAACUCGGCGUUCAAUGACAAGAGGAAACCCAUGGAGGUCCGAUUAUCCAACAUGACUGCCGCGAAAGCCAUAAGUGAUGCCGUCCGCACUUCCUUGGGGCCGAGAGGGAUGGACAAAAUGAUACAAACCGCUCAAGGAGAGGUGAUUGUCACCAAUGAUGGUGCUACAAUAUUAAAACACAUGGCGGUAUUGCAUCCUGCAGCAAAAAUGCUUGUUGAUUUGUCUGCAGCACAAGAUGUGGAGGCUGGUGAUGGCACGACGUCCGUCGUUGUACUCGCCGGCAGUCUACUGAGCGCCGCAGAAAAAAUGCUCGCCAAAGGGAUACAUCCUUCGAUCAUUGCUGAAUCAUUCAUCAAGGCGUCCCUGAGAGGUGUACAAUAUCUUGAUGAAAUUGCGACUCCUGUGGACCUUAAAGACAAAGGGAGUCUGCUCCGGGCUGCAACCACCAGCCUCAACUCGAAGAUUGUAUCCCAGUACUCUUCAAUCCUCGCCCCGAUCGCGGUCUCUGCUGUAACUCGACUGACUACUCCGACAUCGUCUAAUGUCGACCUUCGUGAUAUAAGAAUUGUUAAAAAAGUCGGCGGUACCAUAGAAGACACCGAACUCAUUGAUGGAGUUGUCCUUAAUCAAUUGGUGAUCUCCAGUGCUGGCGGUCCAACAAGAAUGGAAAAGGCCAAAAUUGGUUUAAUCCAAUUUCAGGUCAGCCCGCCUAAACCUGAUAUGGACAACCAAAUUGUUGUCAAUGAUUACCGACAAAUGGAUAAAAUACUCAAAGAAGAGCGCGAAUAUUUACUUCGGCUCUGCAAGAGGAUAAAGAAAACAGGAUGUAAUGCUCUCCUGAUCCAGAAAUCCAUCUUGCGAGAUGCAGUAACAGACUUAUCCUUGCAUUUUCUGGCAAAAUUGAAGAUUCUCGUGAUAAAGGACAUCGAACGUGACGAGAUCGAGUUUCUCUCCAGAAGUACUGGGGCACGCCCUAUAGCAGACAUUGAAGCCUUUAGCGAAGAUAAACUUGGGUUUGCGGAACUUGUGGAGGAGACACAGAAAGCCGAAGCACGUGUAGUCAAAAUAACAGGUGUCAAGAAUCCCGGCCGUACAGUUUCAAUUCUAUGCAUGGGUAGCAAUAAUGUGGUGCUUGAGGAAACUGAGAGGAGCUUACACGAUUCACUCUGUGUUGUUCGAUGUCUCGUCAAAAGACGUGCCUUGAUAGCGGGAGGGGGCGUCCCCGAAAUACACACAUCACGUAUGCUUUCCCAAUAUGCACAGACCCUCAGCGGUCUGGAAGCAUACUGUUUCCAGGCAUACGCAGACGCGUUGGAAGUCAUUCCAACAACCUUAGCCGAAAAUGCGGGCUUAAACUCGAUUGCCAUUGUUACCGAACUUCGUAAUCGGCACGCACUAGGUGAACAGACGGCGGGUAUUAACGUGCGCAAGGGACUGGUAUCCAACAUUUUGGAGGAAGAUGUGGUGCAACCCUUACUUGUUUCGACCAGCGCCCUCGAGCUGGCAACUGAGACGGUUGCACUGCUUCUGAAGGUUGACGAUUAUCACCUGACACGCUGAAGCUAGUUGGGGUUAUGACAGACGAGCGUGUUGACCUGACUGGGUGCGCAAUAUUGCAAUGAAGGAGCAGCAGGUUGGGAAAUUUUCUCAUUUGGUGAAAACUCAGAAAAGCAACAACGAUAUGACUUCAAAUUCAAUUCAUUUGUUCCAAGCCUCCUCCACCUUGUUAAUUGCGCCGCAUUGAGGA